This is a messenger RNA of Opisthorchis viverrini, 432 nucleotides long. RefSeq lists its product as hypothetical. Lineage: Eukaryota; Metazoa; Platyhelminthes; Trematoda; Opisthorchiida; Opisthorchiidae. The annotation marks the transcript as partial. The record is from RefSeq and is a predicted model, not a curated record. The transcript is spliced from 2 exons.
GGGAUCUGGCCCACAUUGCACCGGAAGGUUCGUGGUUCGAACCCGACCUCUGACUCUCGACUUCCCGUGUUUAGGCUCGGGAGACCUGACAGUAUCCUAGCCCCCUUGUUUCCUUCGAGUGGCAUGAUAGCUAUAGCUGGACGACAUAUCGAGUUCAUAUUACGCGUUACCUCGUCAAUCAGUCACAGUACCAUGUACCCAGCCACGUUCGGGACCAUGAAAUCUUACGGGGAGCCACUCGUGCUGCUACUCUUACCCUCCUCAGAAGUUCAAUGGAAAGUUCAACGGGGAAAUCCUGAAAUGGAUAUCAUUCCACUGUGUUUGGUGUCGGAGAAGGGGCUGCCUCAAAUUUGCAUCCAUCAAAUCACCAAGCGACACCUUCGUGUCAGAGGCGAGGAGUGCCUAUACGCAGACACUCGGAGCCCCACACAC